AGCAAGUAUACUUCCUUCGUGCUGUUUAUAACUUGACUUCCAUAUAUGAUUUGAGAAGAUUUGAGAAAAUGGAUUAUGUAUAGUGGCUGUUGUGAGGAAUUUUACUCAUCGACUGGAUGUUGUCUUUGAUAAAAAAUAAAAGGACGUCAUUUGGAGUUAUGUUUUUAUAAACAACGCUCAAUUUGUCAAAGAGCUUGUACUGAGACACGACAACCUAUCAACUAUGGCUCCUUAACGGUUUCUUCUAUAUGAAGUUUAACGGGAUGUGUCCGGAAUGGGUUUUCAAAUGCUUUUCGGCGCUUUUUUAAUGCUUAUAUUCAAGGAACUUCAUUGUUUUGAAUGUCAUGGUAAUCCUGACGCUUACAUCGAUAGAGGAGACAGGUAUUGCCAGAAAGUCUACAACUGUCAGCCAGGUCAUGAAAUAAUUGACUGCUCCGUUAAUUGUGAGUCCGAUAGGUGCAGUAAGUGUCCGCACGGUCAGGUUCAGCCUUUCCUGAUUCAGUCCACUACACCCGAGGUAGACAGGAAAUGCUUCCCCCACAAAGGCGAUUGCGAUCAAGACUCGGUCCCUGUUCGCAAUGGUAGUUCAGUUCCCGGGUGUUCAAAGUCGAAGACUUGCCAGUGUAAUCUGUACGACUGUUACGGAGGAAACACAUGUACAUGUAAAAGGUUCCGCGGGGGAUGUCCUGUGAAUGAAUAUUUUGUAUAUGAAGGAGGCAAGGGUGGUUGCAAGAAAUGUCCACCCGGCACAAAGAAAGAGAUUGUAGGUUGCGGGCCUUGUAAAACGAUUCCCGUGACCCCAGACACCAACAUUUCUACAACCACCGCAACCACAGAAAAAUUAACCACCGCAGCCACAGAAAAAUCAUCCACAACUUCCGGUUUGUUCAUCAAUCAUAACUACUUGGCCAUUUCCGCUCGUAAAGCGGAAUCUAUUGGCUUUUCGACAUUGACCUCAGAAAUGACAACCUUGUCUAUCACAACUACAUCUACAGAAGAGAAGGAGAAUAAUUUUUGGCUCAUUAUAAUUGGAUCUGUUUCCGGAUUUCUCAUCCUUGUUCUUGUAGGAGUAAUUGUCGUCUGUUUACGAAGGAGUCGUUCACAUGGUGGCAUUCUGAAUGAAGCGGAAAAAAGGGAGGAAAAUGCAGAUGGAGCAGAAAAUGAAAUUGAAACAGUUUCAAGACCUCUUAUUGUGCCUGAAGUCAGUCUGCUGUCAGAGGCCUGUUCUACUCCGAGGUCUCCUGUCGUCUCUGAGACGGGACAGCCCGGGGUGUAUCAUCCCACCGACCCGCGGGCAUUGUGGUACAUCAGGGCUCUCCAGGGGCGAUCACUAGAGGAUGAAUCUCACACCGAUUCCUCUAUGAAUACUUCAGAAGUCGAGGACAGGGAACGUUUGAAUUCUUCUUGCAUAGAAACACCAGCGGUGGAUUCAAAGGGAAAUUCGGAAGGUGUCAACUAUAUUAUUAAUAAGUUGAACAACGAAGAUACCCAACCUAAACAGCCAGUUCAAUGUGAAGAAGAUACUCUGGGGUCCCAUACAGUCCAAAAAUACCUUUACAGUGACGUCACACACCAAAAGGAGGUUCUGUGUGAGCAAGGGUUUCACAGUCUGACCAACGAAAAAUCGCUUUGUCCCGUCAGAUGUGUGUCGGACAAAACUGACCCCAAAUAUUGCACGAAUUCAUAAAAUUUAAAACACUUGUUGUUAUUUGAUAUUUGAUGCAGUUUUCCUCUAGUGUGCAAAAUGUUCUUGGGGUGCAUGCAACAUGCACUAACAUUCCAAAAUUAGAAUCGCCAUUGUACAAUUUGUGAAGGCCGAGUAUGCAACGUGUAACGUUAGCGGUAUUCGUAUUUAUGUCUAGUCAGCUCAGUUGUGAUUUACAAGUACGUGUGUACUUACACCUGAUCUCGCUUACUAGUAUCCCAGACUGUGAGCAGUUCUCGAGAGCGAGAGUCUGGGAUAAUCGAGACUAAUUCUUGUGUAAGGAAGUAAAAGGAAAAAGCUGUUUAUGACUUGCAUAACUUUAAUGGAGAUUAAACUGUAUAAUUUUAUGUUUUCAUAUAAUGGUAUAUGCUUUCGAUAAUUUACUUGUGGAAUUGGCAUUAUGUUAUUAAAUAUAUUUUGUUUUGAU
Magallana angulata is the source of this 2132-nucleotide messenger RNA. RefSeq lists its product as uncharacterized. Lineage: Eukaryota; Metazoa; Mollusca; Bivalvia; Ostreida; Ostreidae. The transcript is spliced from 13 exons. The record is from RefSeq and is a predicted model, not a curated record. The coding region runs from base 275 to 1687 and encodes 470 amino acids.